AAAGAAAACUCAUAUUGCAACGAUUAAUUGUUAUUGUUAUUGUUAUGGUUUUCUCCAUAGACCAAGGACCAUGGCUAUAUAGUAACCAGUAAUUUUGUUUACCACAAAGAUCUAUCUAUACGUAUAAAUUUUUCUUAUUAUUUUUAUUAAUGGUUACUUCGGACAUUAUAUUUGAUUAAACUAAAUUAUACUUUUGAAUAAAUUAUAAAGCAAAAUAAACAUUAAUAAAAUAUUGAUUUUAUUUUUAAUUAUUAUUCUGUAAAAUUAAUGAGUGUAAACAAUAUUAUAGACACACGUUUUUAAUUUUAAUUAAAACGUUUAUAUGUAAUUUUUGUAUAUAUUAUUAUAUUUAAAACAAGAAAUUCGUUUAGAUUCAAAUUAUUCAAUUGCUUGCUUAUUAAGAUGGGAAGAAGGUGUUGCAUUGUUUGUUUAAAAUAUCCAAUAAAAGAACAAGGAAUUUCAUUGCAUUGGUGAGUUUUAGACAUUAUGUAGAUUCCCAUUAUUAUUACAAAGUUAUGUAUAACAUUAUGUUUUACAGUUUCCCUAAAAACUUGACUGAACGAAUGACAUGGUUAAAAUCAUGUGACCUGAUUGAAACAGACUAUGCACCUAGUCGUCGUAUAUGUUCCCGUCAUUUUAGUGAAAAAGAUCUGUUACCUCCAUCAAUGAAAGACAAUAGACGUUGUUUAAGACCAGGUUCAGUUCCUAGAUUAUCGUGUUAUAGAAACAAGUCUGUUAAGGUUGAUCAUUUUUAGUUAUUCCUAUUCAAUUGAAAAAUAAAUGUUAUAAAUUAUAUUGUUAUUUAUUGUUUACAGAAUUCGUCUAAUGGUUCCAGCAACACGUCUUGUAAAAUACAAAUUAAUUCUUCAAAUAAAGUACUCCCUGAAUUAUCCUUAAAAACCAAAAUGUUGGAUUAUGAUAACUCACAGUCAAAAGCAGUAAGCUGUAGUUCUACAAUGCCAUUUAAUCAUUUGAUAACGAAUGAUUUUAGUAAGUGAAUUAUAUUUAACAUAAUUUAAUUAUUUUUAAAAAAAUUAUAAAAAAAACCUGUUAUUGAAAUCUAAUAUUAUCUUAGUAGUAAUAGUUGUUUUAUUAUUCUAAUAGGAUAUGAAAAUAUUUCAAUUUAUAUUUGAUUAUAAAAUAGUACAAUAUAUAAUAUUGUUAUAUUAUUGAUAGUUGAAAUAUUUUGUAUGUUAACAUCUUAUUUUUAUUUGAAUUAGUUAUUAAAUAAACUGUUAAUAACCAAAAUAAGUACCUUUUUCUUUGUAUUCAGAAUAUUCUGAUAAAAUCAAUUGCAUAUCUGUUGUAGCCUUAUAGAAUCUAUAGAUUCAUGUAAAUCUAAUGUAUAUUAAAAUAUUUAAAGAAUUGUAUGAAUAUUAAAAUAUUUAUAAUUUAUAAAAGUAACUAUUAACAAACUUUUUUUUUUUAGAUUUUUGUUCAUCUGAUUCAUCAAAAUUAAUUUUAUUUGAACCAGAAAGCAUUAAUUUAAAAAAUGAGUCGUUGGAAACCACUUUUGAACAAAAUGAACCACAUAAUGAAAACUGUGGUAGCCAAUCGCCAUAUUACACAAAUGAUUAUGUUUCUAGUAAGUUGAUUAUGAAUAAAAAAAAAAUAUACAUUAUUUGUUAGUCGUAUUAUAAUUUGACUAAUUGAUAAGUAUUUUGUUACGAACUGGAAGUUAAGGUUUUAAUACACGGCGUAAUAAGUGGGGUCUAGUGUUUAAUAACUUUCUUUUGGAUUUGAGAUGGGGACCCCAAGUUAGUCUUUUAUCUAACAUAAUACCAGAUAUUUAACUUGAGUCAAGGAGAAGAUAGGAACUCUUGGAGGGAGAGAGUGGGAAUAAUUUUUUUGUUGAGAGUAAAAGGAACAUAGGAGGCUUUGUUUUGUCAGCGUUGGUUUUGAUUUUCCAGUUUGAAGACCACUUCCCAAUAAAGUGAAGGUGGUGUUGGAGGAUAGUGAAUUCUUCAACUGGAUCACUUUUUUUUUGGUCAUAAAAUAGCAAAUUUUGUAUAUACUUAAUUUUCUCAGAAGUAAUGAAAAAACUAAUAUCAAACAGGGAUCCAUUUAAGUGGAUACACCCAUUAUCUCAGAAAGUAUUAACUAUUUUCGAGAUUUAUUUUCUAGAACAUUUAAGAAAUAAGUACUUCCACAAUUUUAUGGAGGUAAAAUCAUUACUUAAUUUUUGAUUUUCAAAUGGCAACCUAUAUUAAAAAUAGAUGGAGUAUUUUAUUUUUUUUUAUUUUUUAUUUAAGACAAUCUGCAAUCUAUACAACAAUAUACACAUUAAUUAGAUGAGAUAAAAAAAUACAAAAAAAAAAAAAAAAAAAAAAAAAAAAGUAACAAUGAAUAUUUUGAUUUUGGGGAAAUACCCAGUGGUAACACCCAAUACGUGAUAUUAUUUAUUUAAUGUCGGUUAAUACAGAUUUUUUUUUCUUUUCAUGUUAAGACAAAAGGCUACUGCUCCGUUUUCUUUUUAUCUAGUAUAGUACAUUUUGGCGGUUUGAUUUAGGAUUUAUGCUUUAAGAUCUUUGUGAAGAUUAUUGUUUGUUAUGUACCAGGGUGCAGAUGAUAGUAGGCGGAAAAAAUGGAGUAUUAAAAUAAAUUUGAUUGUUGAAAUUUUUUAUUUCUGUCAAGCCGUUGACGAGAUAUUCCACUUUUAAGUUUGGUUUGGAGGAGAGUAGUGGAGUAUCAUUUGUGUGGCGAUAUGACGUGUUAAUAUUGCACCACUCUUAUAAUGAGUUUACCCACUUAAAUGGAUCACCUGGAAUAAAAAUGUUUCAAUACAAGUAUAUUAAAAACAUUCAAAUUUAUGAUUUGUUUUAAAAUUGUAGUUAUAUCUAUUUAAAAAAAAAAAAAAACAAUAUAUACAUUUAUUGUCAAUCGAUUUAUUCGGAAUCUGAGUUUGAAUUUGUGUCACCUGUAAUUGCAAUUUUAGCUUUGUACAAUUUAAUGAUAAUCAAUUUUUAGCAAGAACCAAUAUGGUAAUAAUGUAAUAUAAUACAGCAUAAAAUUAGAGGUGGUUAGUAUUUUUAAUACAAUUGUAUUUUGUAUUCUAUUUUAAAAGUUUUUGGCCCAUCCCUAAGUACGAUAUAAUACAAUUGUAAUAAUUAAAAUAUGAGGAAUUUUUUUCAUAGGUAAAAUAUUUCUGGCAUCAUUGUCAUUGUCUUCUUGAUUAUUUUGAAUUAAAUAAAUUUAAAUAUAAAUAAAAUAGUAAACAUGAAACCAAUUACGCGCACGUAAGAAUAUAAAAUCAAAAUAGUACUGUAAACGACACAAGAAUCAACAGUUAGCUUGCACAUUUUGCUCAAUGUGUUUACAUAAACCAAACUAAAAAUUGACUGUACACUGCUUGAAAAUGUUUUGUAGGGAGGACAUUCCAAAAGCGAGAAAAACAAGUUUGAUUGGCCGCCGUAUGAGGUCUUUCGUAGCUCAGGCUGAACUUUUGGAUACUAAAAUUUUAACUGAUUUGUGUUUUAUGACAUAAUUUGUUUUUGAAUUGUUAAUUAGUCAUUACUAGGGUCCAGAUUUCAUUGUAAAGUGCAUUUUUUGAGAGAGUGAUCUAAGUACAUAAUUUGAUUCAUAUUACAGAUAUUUUAAAAACCUCAGAAACUUUGAUUCUAUAUUUUUCUAUUUUUAACAUUUUAGUAAUUUUGUUAGUUAUAAGUAGAAGUCAAAUUUCAAUUUGCAUCUUUUUUUUUGGAAUGUCUUACCCAAUGCUUUCUUACAAAUGUAUUUCAAGUAUUCCAAGUUGUAACUAUAAAAAAAUUUUGGGACAAUUUUUAGUGGAAUUUAUACUUUUUGGGUCAUUUUUGAUGUAUUUACCAUAUUAUGACCAAACAAUUUACUUUAUUAAAAUAUAACAUUACUGUGUAAUAUAAAUAAUUUUUAUCUCGAACAAUGUAAUGAUAAUAAAAAUUGUUCAAAUGAAUAAAACGGGCAAAUUGUCCAGUAGUACAAAUAAAUAGAUAAGUUAUUACAAUACAUUUUUAUGGAAGUAGAUACAAUAAUAUAAAAUUUUGAUAAUUAUAGACUAGAAUAUAAACUAAAACGACUGUAAAAGUAGGUAUAAUAUUACAUAUUGUUAGUUAAGUAUAUUUUAAGAAUUGAGACUUUUGGAGUAUAGAAAUAUUCAACAUUUGGUGCAAGUUUAUUGCACAAAGUCAUGGCUCUAGCAAUAUGAGAACAUUAUGGCAUUAUUAUAGCAUUAUGUUUGAGAACUAGUUUCUCUAAUAAUUUGUCAAUUUGUAUAAUGUCUGAGAUUGGUUGAUAGUUUUUACAUCUAGCUUAUUGUGUUUUUUGAAACCCGGGGUAAUUGAGGUGAUUUUCCAGAUAGAUAGGAAAACACCUUCCUCGAGUGAUUUUUUAAAGAACAAGAAAACAAGAUAGGGAAUAGAAUCUGAUAAAUUGGAGAGAAAAUAAUAGGAAAUACCAUUAGGUAAUCUGGUUUUAAAUUAGAUGAGGCAAUUUUUAUUGAAGGAUUUUCUUAUUGAGCAAUACUAUUUUAUCAAUGGUGCGUGUGGCCGAUUUUUGUUUAAUUUAUUGGCAGGGCAUUUUUUAGAGUUUUUAUGCCAUAAAUACAUUUUUUAUAUUUUUAGGGCAUUUGAAUCUGAGCCUUAUUUAUAAUUGUAAAUUUAUACCAUAUAUGCUAGAAUAAGGAGCAGGCGCGUGAUUUUGUGGACAAAAUAUCCUCUUACCUAAAUAUGCCUAUCUUAAAACCAUACAUUUUAAUUAAAUAAUACUGGUUGGUUAAUAAUUAUUUGUUUAGGUGUUUUUUUAUCUGAAUUGUCUGAAACAGUAUCAGUUAAAUCUGAAUUAUCCGAAACAGUAUCAAUGAAAUCUGAAUAUACUGAUUCAUCUUAUGGUUUUGCAUUUUCAAAUAGUUUGAUGACUAGCAACAAUGAUAUUUAUCAUUUACAUAAUGAAAUAGAUAACUCAAGUAAGUUUUUUAAAAAUUACAGUAUGGAAUUAAUUAAUAAGAUUUUUGUGUUAAUUUAAGUUUUUUAAUUUUUAAUUUUAGGUUUGUGUAUGUAUGGUUUAUGUGAAACUAUGGAUGUUAAAUCUGAAAUGGUUAAUGAUAUAGCUAAUGAGUAUCCACCUACAAAUUGUUCGUUAAAAGACAAGUCCUGUUCAUCAGAUAAAGAUGAAAAACUAAAAUGCACUUCAUUGCAAGGUAUUACCUAGUCACCUAGUAACCAAGUAACCUAACUAGGUUAUUGAAUUGUAGAUUGUAUCAGAGGUUUCACUUAUGAUAAUAUUGCUAUCAUUUCUUUAAAAAUACCAAAUUAAAAUUGAAAAUUCAUAUUAUAUUUUGUAAUCAUCGAGAAAUCAGUAAUAUAUUUAAAAUAAAUAACUUUGUAUAAAACAAUUACAAUUAUUUCUAUACAUAUAUUUCAUGAAAAUAUUUGAAAUUUCAACCUUAUUCAGGAAAAUAUAAAGAAAUUAAUAAAAAAAAAACCAUUAAUACAAUUUUUUAGAAUGCUUUCGGUCUUAUCAAUCAAAGAAAGCUUAGCAUUUAUAAAUAUGAUUAUUCAGUGGCAGCGCGAUAGGAUAUUUCACGAAGCGAUAGCUACAUGACCAAUUGGGUGGUGGUACCCCCAGGCUAAAAAUAUGAAUUAUGCCCGCUUAUACUUUAAAUCAUCCCAAGAAAUAGCAAUAACAUGACAUCUUCUAAAGUGAAAUAUUCCGGAGGUAAAAUAGUCCCUCGUUCGGAUCUCCAGGUGGAGACUACUGAAGAAGGAAAUGUUAAGGGUUGGAGAAGAAUAGCUAUUUGGAACGUUAGAACUAUGUUGCAAUGCGGGAAACUAGAAAACUUGAAAAUAGAAAUGGCAAGAAUGAAGAUGGAUAUCCUUGGCCUGUCAGAAAUGAGAUGGCCAAGAGCUGGAGAUCUAUGGAGUGGGGAAUAUAGGUUGAUACAUACAGGAACAGCGGAGAAUAACCCAGGAAUUGGAGGGGUAGGCAUAAUAAUGAGUAAGGCUAUUGAGAAAAAAGUUGAAGGAUUUGUACAGUACAACGAAAGAAUAAUAUUAGUCAAAAUCGAAACGAAACCUAAGGAUACAAUCAUAGUCCAAGUCUACAUGCCUACUUCUAAUAGCAGCGAGAGGGAAUUGGAAGAAGUCUAUGAAGGAAUAGAAAAAGUUAUUGAAAAAGUUAAAGGAGAUGAAAAUCUUAUCAUUAUGGGUGAUUGGAACGCUGUUUUAGGAGAAGAAAGCCUAGGGCACAUAAUAGGAAAUUAUGGCCUAGGAAACCGAAAUGAAAGAGAAGAUAGAUUAAUAGAUUUCUGUUCAAAACACUAGUUAUUAUUAAUGAAUACCUACUUCAAACACCAUCCAAGAAGAAGGUAUACAUGGAAAAUGCCGGGAGACAUAAAUAGAUAUCAAAUAGAUUAUAUUAUGGUCAAGAAGAGAUUUAGAAACCAAGUAAAAGACUGCAGAAGCUACCCAGGAGCAGACAUAGAUAGUGACCAUAACUUGUUAAUGAUGAAAAGUAACCUAAAAUUCAAGAAAAUAGUAUUAAGGAAAAACAAUGAUCGAUGGCAUAUAAAUAAAUUAAAAGAAGAAAAGGCAAAUGAUAAGUUUAAAGAACUUACAAACGACAUGAGUAUAAAUGAGAGAACCGAUAUAAACAAUAGGUGGGGUAUUAUAAAGAGCACAGUGACAGAAGCAGCAUCAAAGACACUGAAAGAAAACGACAGUAUCUAGGAAAGAAUGGAUAACAACAGAGAUAGCAAGGAUGAUAGAAGAAAGAAAAAAGCUUAAGAAUGGAACUACUUUUGAAAGUCAGCGCAAAUAUAGAGAACUAAGAAAUCUUGUAAUACGAAAGUCAAAAGAAGCAAAGGAAACAUUUUUAGAAGAAAAAUGCAAAGAAAUAGAGGUACAAAUGAGGAAUGGUAGCAGAGAUGCAGCGUAUAAAUCAGUUAAAAAUUUCUUUAACGAUUAUAAACCAAAUAGGGGGGCAAUAGAGGAUAAUAACGGAGUAAUUAUUUAUGAAGACAUACAGAGAGGGGACGUAUGGAAGAAGUAUCUUGAACAGCUAUAUGAGGGGCCAGAACUCACAGGACAAGAAAUAGAGCAUGAAGAAAUAAUGGACAAUAGCUCAAAUUAUAGUGUAUUGAGAGAAGAAUUUGAUAAAGCACUUAGAGAUCUAAGAAGAAGAAGGCAGCAAGAAUUGACGAAAUUCAAGCAGAACUUUGGAAAGAAUCUGGGGAAAGCAUGCAUAGUGAGCUUUUUAAACUCAUAAAGGAAAUAUUUAACUCAGGAGAACUUCCUCUAGACUUUACCAAGUGUAAGAUUAUUCCUAUUCCGAAAAAAGCAACCGCAAACAAAUGUGAUCAGUACCGUACAAUUAGCUUGCUGACACACGUGUCAAAAAUACUGACAAUAAUCAUAUUAAGAAGAAUGGAAUAUACGAUUGAAGCCAUAUUGUCAGAAGACCAGUUUGGGUUCAGAAAAAAUAUGGGUACAAGGGAAGCAAUAUUGGCUUUAAGAAUAAUUAUCGAGAAAAGAAUUAGAAAAGAUAAGCCUACAUACAUAGCUUUUGUUGAUAUAGAAAAAGCGUUCGAAAAUGUCAACUGGGCAAUAAUGUUCAAGAUACUUAAAAGAGCGGGUACAGAAUAGACUGAAAGGAGACUACUCUUUAAACUAUACCAGAAGGAAACAGCUGUUAUACGAUUUGGUGGAACUGAGGAAGAAGCACGCAUAAGAAAAGGAGUAAGGCAGGGUUGUAAUCUCUCACCUAGCAUAUUCAACGCAUACAUCCAAGAGGCAAUUGACAUAAUAAGAGAGANGCUACGGUUUGCAGAUGAUAUAGCAGUCAUAGCGGAAAAUGAAGAAAAAAUACAAAGGAUGCUGAGAUGUAUGGAAGAAACUCUGCUCAAUGAACUGAGCAUGAAAAUAAAUAUGCAAAAGACCAAAGUUCUCGUAUGCAGCAGAAACAAUAAUAUUACGACAAGAAUACAUCUGCAAAAUAACCAAGAAAUUAAGCAAGUAGAAGAGUUUGCAUACUUGGAAGCAUAAUAAGUAAAGAUGGUAGAAGUAAAAAAGAAAUAGUUAAGCGAAUAUGCCAAGCUAAGAUAGCAUUUAACAAAAAAAGAGGACUUUUUACUUCAAAAAGUAUUAGCCUACGCACCAGAAUAAAUCUUCUGGUGACAUACGUAUGGAGUAUAAUGCUGUAUGGCAGCGAAACGUGGACGAUUACCAAAGCAUAGCGGAGAAGGAUAGAAGCUUUCGAGAUGUGGUGUUUCAGAAGAAUGCUUAAAAUAAGUUGGACGGACAUGGUAUCAAACAAGGAAGUAUUAAAAACUUAUGGAGUAGUAUCAAGAAAAGGAGAAAUGAAUGGAUUGGACAUGUAUUGAGACAUGGUGGGUUGCUAGGAUUAAUUAUAGAAGGCUGCGUGGAAGGAAAAAAUGCUAGGGAAGACCAUUAAUGGAAUAUAUGCAACAAAUAAUAGAGGACCAAGGGUGUACUUAUAAAGAGACAAAGAGGAAGGCAAGUAAUACGGAAGAGUGGAGAAUUGCUACAAACCAAUCUCAGGAUUGAAUACUGAAGAUGAUGAUGACUUUAUACUUAAUACUUUAUUGUUAUUAAUAUAAAAUAAAUAUAUAUUUAUAUUAAAUUAAUAUAUAACAUUUCAUUAGUUCACUUUAACUUUCAUAUAUUAAAUAUUCAGUGUUAAAAGGUAAACAACAAACAUAUUAAUAAACCACAAUUUUUAUGAAGAAAAAAAAAUCCCACAUACUCCUAAACUUUGUUGAUUAAAUGUCACAUGUUUUACAUGGCUCAUCAUUGUGGUCAUUAGUACUGUGUUCUCUUGUAUUGACAGAGCAAAAUAAAAAAAAAAAAGGUAUAAUGAAUUAUUAAAAUAUACGAACUGCCCAAUUUUAUUAAUUUUUAAUAUUCAUAAAAUAAAAAAUCACCAUGACUCAAAGCAUAUAUUUGUGGAAUGGUAAAUCGGUGAAAAUAGGGAGGGGGGAUUUCGUCCCCAUGACUGUCUAAUAACACUUAGGUGGUGAUAGUCAACCUCUAACAUCUAUAUUUGCCAUAUAAAAUAAAAAAGUUCGCGCCGCCACUGAGAUUAUUCAUACUUUAUAGUGCUAAAAAAAACCAGAUCAAUUUUUUUAAUGUGAUUAAUUGUUACAAAGUGCCACAAAGUUCUUUAUUGUGAAAGUAAUAUAAUACAAAUUUCAAUAUUAUUCACUAUAAUUGAUGUUUCCAGGCAAAUUUCAAAUUUAACACAAUACAUGUUUUAAUUUAAUUCUAUAGUUUUUAUUAAUUUAUCAUGUAUAAUUAUUAUAAUAAAACUUUUGUAUUCAUUGUAGAAAAACAUAAAAAGAUGUCCUAUGGUAUUGAUAUUAAAUUAUCAGAUUUUAGUUCGCCCAUAAAAGCAAAAAGAAAUUUCCAUAAGGCAAAACAGCACAUUAUACAACAAAACGACAAGAUUAAAAAGUAUCAACAGAAGGUCCGAAAACUCAUAAAACGCAUUAACUUAAUGAAAGACGAGUUAAAGAGUUAUAAAACUGCCAAAUAAUAAUAAUUAUUUAUUUAAACUGGUCAAGCUGCCCAUUAACAACAUUUAUACAUAUCUAAGUAUACAGUAUUAGCCAGUGGCGUAUUUAUUAUUUUUAAUUUACUCUAUAGUAUUUUUAUUUAUUAAGUUUAACUGAUAAUGUAAUAAUGUAUGAGAGGUUAAUACAUAGGUCAAUAAGCAUUCAAGACAUAUUUAGUUAUGAGUAAUUUUUAAGCAUUUUAAAGUGUAACAAACAAUUUUUCAAAAAUUUAUAUUCUUAAACAUAGUGUACAUUUUUAAAUGAUUAUAUUUAGUGAUAACAUAUA
Molecule: messenger RNA, 9827 nt
Organism: Cinara cedri
Lineage: Eukaryota; Metazoa; Arthropoda; Insecta; Hemiptera; Aphididae
Source: the annotation of a GenBank genome assembly